Molecule: messenger RNA, 6232 nt
Organism: Neoarius graeffei (lesser salmon catfish)
Lineage: Eukaryota; Metazoa; Chordata; Actinopteri; Siluriformes; Ariidae
Gene: sbno1
Product: strawberry notch homolog 1 (Drosophila)
Exons: 33
Coding region: 299-4522 (1407 amino acids)
Biological process (GO): regulation of DNA-templated transcription
Cellular component (GO): nucleus
Molecular function (GO): chromatin DNA binding; histone binding
Source: RefSeq, a predicted model, not a curated record
CUCUUCUUCUCUGACAACUUUUUUGCCUAAAAUUACCAUUAAUAUGGCAGAUAUUGAACACUUCGUGGUUGAUUGCGAUGCGGUUUCACUUAAGGUGUGUUUGUGUGCCGUUGGCGCUGCUCCACAGACGGAAAUUUGGCGUCGAAAUGUUCUUUCUUUCUGGUCGAAAAUCACGUGACCUCCACGCGAUUCUUGCCGUUUGGUAAAGAUGGCGGCGGCUGGUUAGAAAACAAGCGAAGCGAAGGGGCAACAUCCUUCAAAACCGCCGCGACACUCGAGCUCCCUGGAUAAUCGUUGAAUGAUGGAUCCAGGACAAGACUUGCUCCUUGCAGCUCUUAGCGAAAGUGGAAUCUGUCCAAAUGACCUUUUUGACAUUGAUUCUCAGGACACUGUUCAGUCCCCUGCCUCUCAACAGUCAGUUUCCAAGAAUGUCCUUGACAUUGGUCUUGGUAGUGAAGCAGCUGGAAUUGUUGGAAUUGAACCCGCUGUGCCACCCACACCUACAGUCACAAUACGACAGAAGCCUCAGCCCUCAACCACCACGUUUGUCUUAAAUCAACUGAAUCAACUGCCAUCAUUGGGAACCAUUGUGGUCACAAAGCCCUCAAUGGGGACCUCCUCCAGACAGACUAUCACAGUAACCAAGGUGGUGCAGACGCCAUCGUCAGCUCAACGAAGCUCGUCCUCAUCCUCCACUACUGCCACCAUGUGCAGUGUGGCCCCACCGAAUCGAGAGCAGGUUAAGCUGAAGGACCUGCUCCGGACCAGCAGUGUGAAGACGAACAGCCUUGGUGAACUUAUGAAGCUGAAGCCUCCACCUGAUAUUGCUCAGCCUGUUGCUACAGCUACAGGAACCAAGAUUAUUUUGCUCUCCACAAAGUUGAUGAAUAAGCCAGUGGAGGUAAACAAUGGUGUGAAGAAGGAGGUGUCGAGCAAAGAUGUCGCUAGAAUCUGGGCCAAUGAAGAAAUCAAAAUGCGAAGCUUUUCACCUGUGAAUUUACCUGGAAUGAAGGAGGAGGAGGAGCCAGAGGAGGAAGAGGAGGAGGAGUUGGGACACGCAGAAACAUAUGCUGAAUACAUGCCAAUGAAAUUGAAAAUAGGAGAGCGACAUCCUGAUCCUGUGGUAGAGACCAGUUCCCUCUCAAGUGUCAACCCACCUAAUGUGUGGUACAGGCUUUCCGUUCCAGAGGAGACGAUCGACAGAGGCUGGCUAUCUGCUCUUCAGCUUGAAGCCAUUACAUAUGCUUGUCAGCAACAUGAGACAUUCCUUCCAAAUGGAGACAGAGCAGCUUACCUGAUCGGUGAUGGUGCUGGUGUUGGAAAGGGAAGAACUAUUGCUGGAAUCAUAUAUGAAAACUACCUUCUGGGCAGGAAAAGAUCUCUCUGGUUUAGUGUAUCGAACGACUUGAAGUAUGAUGCAGAAAGGGACUUGAGAGAUAUUGGUGCAAAGAACAUCCAGGUCCAUUCUUUAAACAAGUUCAAAUAUGGAAAAAUCUCCUCAAAACACAAUGGAAGUGUGAAAAAAGGUGUGAUCUUUGCUACAUACUCAUCCCUGAUUGGAGAAAGCCAAACAGGUGGAAAGUAUAAGACAAGAUUCAAACAAUUACUCCAUUGGUGUGGGGAUGAUUUUGAUGGUGUGAUAAUCUUUGAUGAAUGUCACAAAGCCAAAAAUGUUUGCCCAAUUGGGUCAUCAAAGCCUACAAAGACUGGACUGGCUGUUCUCGAGCUGCAGAACAAACUGCCAAAAGCACGUGUUGUCUAUGCCAGUGCUACAGGAGCCUCUGAGCCUCGGAACAUGGCUUACAUGAAUCGUCUUGGGAUCUGGGGGGAAGGAACGCCUUUCAAAGAAUUUUCUAAUUUUAUUCAAGCUGUUGAAAGGAGAGGUGUUGGUGCCAUGGAGAUUGUUGCCAUGGAUAUGAAAUUGAGAGGAAUGUACAUUGCUCGACAGCUGAGCUUUCAGGGUGUGACAUUUAAGAUUGAAGAAGUCCCUCUGACACAAAACUACAUCAAAAUGUAUAACAAGUCAGUCCGUCUGUGGGUGAGCGCGCGGGAGAAAUUCCAACAAGCAGCUAAUUUGAUGGAUGCCGAACAGCGCAUGAAAAAGUCAAUGUGGGGACAGUUCUGGUCUGCACAUCAGAGAUUCUUUAAGUACCUGUGUAUCGCCUCAAAGGUGCGCCGAGUGGUGCAGCUUGCCCGAGAGGAAGUUAAGAAUGGAAAGUGUGUGGUCAUUGGCCUGCAGUCAACGGGUGAAGCUCGAACCCUUGAGGCUUUGGAGGAAGGUGGAGGCGAGCUCAAUGACUUUGUCUCUACUGCAAAGGGUGUCCUGCAGUCCCUGGUAGAGAAGCACUUCCCUGCCCCAGACAGACAGAAGCUCUUCAGCUUGCUGGGUAUUGAUCUGUCUGCAAAGAAAACACCUUCACCAGCAGAAACUAAGGAGGAGCAGAAGGGCAAGAAGAGGAAAGGUGCAGAAGUUAAAAAAGGAGCAAAGAAAUCCCGUAAAUCUGGAGGGCUUUCAGGCAGCAGUUCAGAUGAGAGCAAUUCCGAAGACUCCGACAAAGACGAGGACACUGAUGACAGCUUUGACUCAGUCAGCUCAGGAGAUGAUGACGAAGAUGACUUCAACCCCUUCAAGGACGAUUCCAGUGAAGAUGAAGAAGACGAUCCUUGGCUAAUCCGUAAAGACUCUAAAAAGAGUAAGGAAAAGAAGAACAAGAAGAAGAAAAAGACCAUAGAUCCAGAUUCCAUUCAAAGUGCCUUGUUAGCCUCUGGGCUUGGUUCGACUAGACCUGCUUUCACAACACCUAUUGUAAAAUCUACGUCCAACAACACUGUUGCUCCUGCUAAAAGUGAGCCUGAAGAAAGUAGCUGUGUGACCAGUAAUGAUGCCGUGGAGGAUGCCCAGCAGAUGAAAAGGGAGCUGCUGGAGCAGCUAGAGAAACUGGCUGAGGAUCUGCCACCAAACACACUGGAUGAGCUUAUUGAUGAGUUGGGAGGGCCUGAAAAUGUGGCAGAGAUGACCGGACGCAAAGGAAGAGUAGUCAGCAAUGACGAUGGCAGCAUCUCGUACGAAUCAAGAUCAGAACUGGAUGUUCCUGUAGAAAUUCUGAACCUUACAGAGAAACAGAGGUUCAUGGAUGGAGAGAAGAACAUUGCUAUAAUUUCUGAGGCGGCCAGCUCUGGUAUUUCACUUCAAGCAGACCGUAGAGUGAAGAACCAGAGGAGAAGGGUGCACAUGACUUUAGAGCUGCCAUGGAGUGCAGACCGGGCUAUUCAGCAGUUCGGUAGAACACACCGGUCUAACCAGGUCACUGCUCCCGAGUAUGUAUUCCUGAUAUCUGAACUUGCCGGAGAACAAAGAUUUGCCUCCAUUGUUGCCAAAAGACUAGAGAGCUUGGGAGCUCUCACGCAUGGAGACCGAAGAGCCACAGAGACGAGGGACCUCAGUCGAUUCAACUUUGACAACAAAUAUGGCAGAAAUGCACUUGAGAUUGUUAUGAAGUCCAUUGUCAAUUUGGAUGCUCCUUUGGUCUCUCCACCGUCUUAUUUCGAAGGGGAUUUCUUUAAAGAAAUUCGCAAUGGUUUGAUUGGUGUGGGGCUGAUUAAUGUGGAAGAUAGGUCUGGUGUUCUCUCACUGGAUAAGGACUACAACAACAUUGGAAAAUUCUUAAACCGGAUCCUCGGCAUGGAGGUCCAGCAGCAGAACGCCCUCUUCCAGUAUUUCUCUGACACUUUGAAUGCUGUUGUUCAAAAUGCUAAAAAGAAUGGCAGAUAUGACAUGGGAAUUCUGGAUUUGGGCUCUGGGGAUGAGAAGGUUAAAAAGAUGGAUGCGAAAAAGUUCUUGACACCAGGUUACUCCACAUCGGGCCAUGUUGAACUUUAUACAGUUAGUGUGGAGAGGGGUAUGUCAUGGGAGGACGCUACCCAUAUCUGGGCAGAACAGAGCGGACCAGACGACGGCUUCUACGUGCAGGUACGGAAUAACAAGAAAAUAGCCAUAAUGGUCAAGGAAGUCAACACCAAAAAGAGGCUCUUCAUGGUGUACAGACCAAAUACAGGAAAACAGCUCAAACUGGAGACAUACGCAGAUAUAAGAAAGCGAUGCAAAAAGGUUCUUUCAGACGAGGCAAAGCAGUGCUGGAUUGAUCAGUACAAGUCUUCAGCGGAUGUUUGCUCGCAUGCCUAUUGGCGUGGGAACUGUAAGAAGGUAUCGGUGGGGCUGCAGUGUGAGAUAGGGUUGCGUUGCCGGACAUACUUUGUCCUAUGUGGCUCUGUCCUCAGCGUGUGGACCAAAGUUGAGGGUGUCUUGGCCUCUGUCAGCGGAAGCAACAUGAAGAUGCAGAUUGUCCGUUUAAGAACUGAGGAUGGACAACGUAUAGUAGGUCUGAUCAUUCCAGCAAACUGCGUGGCUCCCCUCACCAACAUCCUAUCCUCGUCAGACCAAUCGCAGCAGCUGGCUGUACAACAGCAGCAGAUGUGGCAGCAGCUGCAUCCACAGAGCCUCAGCCACUCGUUCAAUACAUAGCAAAACCCAGUGGGCCAACAGCAGACACGGGACCCCAACAGUGCAUCAUGAGCCUUCCUCCCUGCCACCAUGCUAUGAGGAAGCUUGCCCUUGUGUGGAUAGAGGCUUGCUGGACUACUGACUCAAAAGCUCUAAAGCCUCCCAUGUUGAAGUAGUGUGAAGAUGUGUUGGGAGAAUACAAUAUUGUUCAGGCUUUAUUAUCCCCCCUUUCCCCCUUCUCUGCUGGUGUUCAACCCUUUUUAUUCUUUAAACCUGCAAAGUCACUCUCAUGUUUGAUACAGGUCAUGCUCAGGGGUUCAGUGUCACAGCAGUUCUUUUCCGGGCCUCGAGAAACAAAGCAUGGUUUGCCCUGGAUUUGGACCCCAUACUGUUUAGCUAUUGACUGACUGACUGUCUAUUCCAUCAUUUUUGCACUGAUGUACAGCUUGGCUAAAGAUUAAAUGUAGACUCCUUCCCCCCCAAAAUGUAAUUGAUCAGCUAAGUUUGUUGACUGUUUUGCUUUAGCUUUGUCCUGGAGUUAUGAGCCUAAUAUAGACAAGCUGUGGAAAUAUGGGUGAUCCAGAAAAGAUGCUCAGCAGAGCUCUAGUGCAAACCAGCUAGCCGUCUUAGCUGAUGAGUUACAUGUGGGUAAAAUUGUGUCUGUAUUUUCUUGGCCAAACUAUUUCUUUAAGGCUUUAAGAACAUCCCAGUGUGCACUAAUAUCCUAUUUGUGUCCAAAGAAAUAAGGUUUCUGAGGUUCCACUAUAACUUGUAUGAAGAAUACUCCUUUCCACAUGUAUUUUAGUUCAUAACAGGAUGUAGCUGUCCAAGUUCAAGGAUUACAUUGUAAACCUGCUAGUACAUCAUUCAGUUUUUUUUUUUUAAUAAAAGACCACAACUGCACAAUGAUUGACUGCAUGGUAGGAUCCUAGGGGAUCUACCUUCCCCCUCUGACAUUCUGUAGCAUGCUUGAUGCUACCAACUACAAAUCUUUUUUGAAGAGAUUUGUUGAAUGUCAUGGUGCAAAGAUGGUGGAAUACUCCUGUGAAGAUCAUUAUCUUGAUCAAGUAAUGCUCUCCUAGGGAAAGCUCUGGCUCUUCAAUGGGUAAUACAUGUAUAAUAAUACCUACCCCUUAAGACUUGUCUAGGCUCAUCAGGAACUGAUGCUGCAUGGUUGAAUGCAUACCUAGCUUCUUUAUUUUGUCUAUUUAUCAAAGAAGUCAAUGUCUUGAGAGGGUCAGUUUAUUUUUCUCCUUUGCUCCGUUUUUGUAUAUUUGAGAACAAGGUUGUUGUAUGAACAUUGUUUAUAAACUGGAAUCUGCUCAUUGGAAAGCCACAUGGAUAUUGGCCAGCUUUUAAUUAGCACAUUUCCUGCUUCUUGCUUUUAAUAUUUGAUGUCACAUGGAACAUGAUUAAAUGUGCAAAGGUGGAAGGAGUGUAAUGCCUUGUCCCACCACCUCAUCAUUCAAUGUAAAUGUUCAUCAGGUGUGAAAAUGCUAGGUUUCUCCAAUGUUUGUGUAUAGUUGCAUAUCUGAAGUUAUGUUCUGCUCAUGGUAUAGAAUAGAUGUGGGCACACUUUAGGGACAAUGUCAUUUCAGCCUUGCACGAGUUGCACUACUGAUGGAUGGAUCACAUGUACAUAAAAAAAAAAAACAACCCUAUGAACAUUGAGCUGAGUGCAAGAUCUCUACCUCUUGCAUAUGACCAAUAAAUCUUGUGGUUAACCUUGAA